AUGGCCAGGCGCUUGUCCGAUAAAGAUGAUGAUGAAGACGACGGGACAGAGGAGAAUGCCAGUGAUCUAUCGGGCUCAGUUUACGAAAACGAGAGUGAAACCGAUUCGUCAACCAACUCCUCACCUAGUUCCGUGCCGGCUACAUCAGACGAACCGAAAACCCCGCAGUCUGAUUCAGCUGAGGACUCAACUGUAGGACCCAGACGCUCGGGUCGCUUAAAGCGUGCUUCUCUAACCGCUGCUAAAAUGACACUUAACCGACGCAAUCCAACUAUCGGUGCAACUGAGACGUCUGAUCGAACGAAAGUUCAGUCCUCGCAUUUUUCCCCACUCUGCUGGGUUCUGGCCGCAUGCAGGAGAAGGCUAUCAAAGUCGAUAAAACAAAUGGCUAUCGACCACUUUUCUAAAGCGAUCGAGGCACUCAAAAUUUCUUUCAAGCAUGCAGAGCAUCCUUUUGCAUUCCAACCCAGCCUAAUUCGUUCAGUAUCCUUUAUAAAGAGGCUUUUCAAGUUCGCCAAGAUGCCUUAUUUGCGACAACUUUUAUGUGGCAUCCGUACAACUACAGAACAUCCCGACUGGGUUGGUUGGCCAACACAAGUGCAUAUUCGUGCCCAGUACCCGAACCGUCUGUUUGUCGGCUAUUCCCGAGGACACGUCGCACUCUACGACCUCAGCUGUGUCAAUCCAAUGUACUUCAGUGCCGCUGACUGUCACCUUGCUCCAGUUCGCCUGUUCCACCUGAUCAACGGGCCGGUCCGAAGCAUGAGUUUGAAUUGUGUGAAUGGCCGGAUGCUCUUGGUACAAGGCAUGAAUUUCCACAUCCAAGUGUGGGAUAUUGAAGACAGUGUCGCACAAACAGCAGACUCCCCAGAAAUGUCUUACUCCGUUAAUCAUGGAUUACCAGGUUCGGAAGUCCUCUGGCACAGUCGUGGUGAUAUGUGGUUUUUCUCACGAGAGAACACCUUUCAAAGACGUGCGUUGCUCAACUCCCGAGGAGUGCCGAUGCGAGACUAUGCGGAUUUGAUCACACAGUCCGACAACCUCGUGGGAAUGACAAUGUUUCCAGCUGCGCCGGAUAGUCUGCGUCAUCUUAUCCCCUUGGGACUGCAGUGUGUUACGCGCUUGGACCUAAGCGAACCGUUAAACACUUUGCUGUGUGCCACAGAUCGAGGUCGUCUUGAAUUGGUCUUGUGCACUCUGGACGGUCGAUCCAACCUCUCUAUAAAAGAGCGAUAUCUGUCCCAGAUGCGUGUUCCAGUUUGUCAGUGGACCAUGGAACAGGUGGAGCACACAGCCGAGUCAUUGGAUGACGUGUUCCGUCGGCUGACCGCAUCCAAAUGUUACAUUCUACCCGCCUCGGCCACUUUCACCCCACCAGCACUCUCGAAUGAUUUUAGCGAUCCCAGUUGUGGUGACUGCGCCUCGGAACGAAGUUUCUGUUGGCACAAAUUGUGGUCCGGCUACAAGUUGACCGCUCAAAUUGAGGAUCAAGUGCCUAUGAAACCGUCCGCUGACUACUUCAAAACCCCGUUUCUGAGUAUUUCUGAGGCCCGGUUUUGUCCAAACGUGGAGUCAGCCACUUGGAUCGCGAUGGGAACAGCCUGCGGCUUUGUUCAAUUCUACUGUGCCGAUUUUCUCUACCUAAGCGAGUUUAGCGAGCUUCUGAAUGAGGCCGAGGUCAGUUCGAGUUCUUCGUGUUUAAACAGCGGAAAGAUGCCUGAGAUCAGGUCCAUUCCUACCCCGUACAUCUGGCGACAUUCGCGAGCAAAGCUGGGCGCCGCAGAUACGCAGAACGUGGCCAGACGACGUGCCUUGCGCACUGCCAGAGAGGGACUACCUAAAGGUAUUUCCCGCCCACAUAGUCGAAUAUCGCUUCUGAGCACAUCCAGACGAGAAAAUGUUUCCCCCUCUGAUUCGGACACCACAGAGGCUAUGACAGACAUUACCGACGAGCGCGCUGAUACUUCCUCGGACACGCGGAAACGGAAUCCUAAGCGGCGGGAACACCGGAUCAGCAAUUCUGAAGUACGUCGAAUGGUAUUCGGGAGAAAUAACUCACCCUCGAUAGAUGAAUUGAUCACACUGCACAGGUUGCGUUGGCUUGGCCACGUGCUGCGUAUGCCAGUCGACCGACUUCCUCGAAGGGCUCUUUUCGCCCAACCAUGUGAAGGGUGGAAGAGAGCCAGAGGCGGUCAAACAAUGACUUGGCAGCGAAGUAUGAAGGCCAUUACCAGCAAACUCAGCUGCGCUGGUCACUGCCGUCUUCCUGGAUGGGGACCCCGAGACGGGCCACAUCAAUGGCUAGAGACAUUAUCAGACAUGGCCCAGUCGCGCCCUCAGUGGCGCUCGUGCAUCCAAGCUAUUGCCUUCAAUGCAUAG
Messenger RNA from Opisthorchis viverrini, 2379 nucleotides. RefSeq lists its product as hypothetical. The transcript has 10 exons. NCBI's taxonomy places the organism in Eukaryota, Metazoa, Platyhelminthes, Trematoda, Opisthorchiida, Opisthorchiidae. The record is from RefSeq and is a predicted model, not a curated record. The coding region runs from base 1 to 2379 and encodes 792 amino acids. Gene Ontology annotation, molecular function: protein binding.